ACAUGUUUAAUUUUCUAAAGUGAGAAUAAAGAAAGGUGACUUACUCAACUCAUAUGUGGCCAACUGCUAUAUAAGUGUAAACUUCAGUACAAAUUGGUAAAUAGCAAGCAGUGAUAAGUAAUUAAUGGCUUCUCACAAGUUCUUCUCCAUCACUGUUCUAACAACUUUGCUCUCGCUCUGCGCCAAUGCUCUGUCUCGUACGGAAUACAAUUGUUCUUCUCAGAAAGUUAACCUAACUAUAUAUUAUGACACUCUUAACCCGUACUGUGAGGAAUUCAUUGUAUACGAGCUUCCAAAGGCAUUUGAGCUGGAGCUCAUGCACAUUAUCAACCUCCGUCUAGUACCAUAUGGAAAUGCUUACAUCCAAGAACCUAACAACACCAUCAGUUGCCAGAAUGGCCCAGCUGAAUGCUACUUGAACAGUAUAGAAGCUUGUGUAAUCAGCAUCUGGCCGGAUGUGGUUUGUUCUUACUUCAUCAUCUCUUUAACUGUGAUGCAGAAUAAACAUUUCAAAUUUAUUCACUGUGUUGCAUGGCAAAACUUGGGACGAUUACAGUUAAAAGAAGAUGCAUGGAAAUCAUGUUCUAAAAUAACAAUGCUGAGUGACAAACCUGUCUCAAAUUGCUACAAAAGCGGAUAUGCGAAAAAGCUUCUACUACGAUACGCUAAUGAAACAAAGCACCUAGAUCCUCCUCAUACAAAUGUGCCAUGGGUUGUCAUCAAUAAGCGACCACUAUACUAUGACUACAAGAACUUUGUAAGCUACGUCUGUGAGGCUUACCAAGGCCAUCCUAAACCAUCGGCUUGCACAACACCUAUCUUCAGCUCAGCUAAAAAGUCAAACUCAACCCACUUGCAUAUAUAUUAUUAUCUGCUGCACCUUAUGUCCUGUGCAGCUUUCCUAAUCAACUAGACUUCUAAAUAAUAUACAAGCUUAGAUGCAGUGUUUUGAUAUGAUUAGUUUUGGUGAGGUAAUGUCAGUUCAACAACUAUAUGUAUCAAAUAAAACUAAAUUGCGCUAUAAGACAUUUUAAUCACCUGCUUCAUAAUUUCUAGUACAGCAUACAGAGAGAUGUUUCCUUAUUCCUAAAGCAUCAUGAUCUGAACAAGAAAUGGUACGGUUCUAUCAUGCAAUAGUCCUCCAUAGAACUAAAACCAAGAUUUGAAAUUAAUGUUUCCUUGAUGAAAAUCUGGAAGUUAAACACCCUUUAGAGUUCAUGUGUUCAUCUAAUUAGUAGAAACCCUGCUUGUAGUUGUGGUCAUGAAACAUACUUGUAGUGGAGACCAUACUGGAAGUGAAUUGUCAGUCUCUCAUCUGUGCAUUAAGUAUAAUAACAAGGUCAUUCAUGACCACAUGUACAAGUAUGUUUUCCACUAAUUUGAUAAACAUGUGAACUUUAAAGGGUGUUUAACCGAGUAUAGAGGAAGUAGGUCCUUUUCGGAACUGUCCAGCAGAACUACAGUAUCAAAAUCACUCCCAAAUACACCCAAGAGUGAAGUUCAACAGCACCAUGACAUGUAGUCAUUUGGUGGGACUUGAAUGAUUUGUAAAUCAGGCUACAGUAAAGUGGUACGACAAAUUGUAUCUACCUGGUCGAAAAAAAACAGUUUCAACAUGGUAAGUUUCUGGGUUAGUUUUAUGAUCUAGUACUACCAAAUACAUAUCUCAAUCAUCAAUUGAGUUAGUGCAACCGAAAAUGGAUGGAGUUGAACCAUUGAGGCAGCGAAUACUAGAUUUAAUCACCAGUCAUUUUCUUGUUGAAGUUUGAGUAAUUCAUUAUCUAUAUAUCCCAUCAGUUACCAAACAUAGAAGGAUUAUGAUGUGUAUCCACAGGCCUCUCUGAAAUUAUAACUAUAGUAGGUGGAUUAUAAAAUGUCUCUUAAAACUUCUAAGCUACGUAGCUUUGCUCACUUUUGUCUUCUUUGCAUACCUAAUGUGAAGUGCACCCAGAAAAAAUGCAAACAAUAUUUUGACUUGAUUUACAUGACUGCUUGCUGAGUUGCAAUGAUGCAAUAUUCAUAUGCAUGAUCAACGAAAAUAGAUAGUUCUGAUUCUUUAAUGCAAUGGUUGGACAAGUCAAGGCCAAAAAUAUAAUGCAAACUGGCACUUAUACCACUUCCAAUUUUAGCACCAGUUUGGGAAACUGAAAGAGAUGUGGGGUGGCUAGGGGUGGGGAUAAAAAACAAAACAGAAGUAAAACAAGAAGGAAAAAAAAAAAGAUAAAUGAAGUUGAAAGAGAUGAACAUAAAGAAACAGGGCAAUGAGUGUCCUACCCUUAAUUUGGCAAAACUGCCCACCCACUUGAAGGUUUGCUGGAGACAAAGACCGUUGCCUUUUAUAUUUCGACUUAAUGGCCUUCUUAGUGCAGUUUCAAUCACCAACAAGCCGCACCU
Molecule: messenger RNA, 2394 nt
Organism: Rosa rugosa (rugosa rose)
Lineage: Eukaryota; Viridiplantae; Streptophyta; Magnoliopsida; Rosales; Rosaceae
Product: gamma-interferon-responsive lysosomal thiol protein-like
Exons: 5
Coding region: 125-913 (262 amino acids)
Molecular function (GO): oxidoreductase activity, acting on a sulfur group of donors, disulfide as acceptor
Source: RefSeq, a predicted model, not a curated record